This is a messenger RNA of Xiphias gladius (swordfish), 1371 nucleotides long. It is a transcript of the gene kcnk2a, whose product is annotated as potassium channel, subfamily K, member 2a. The coding region runs from base 1 to 1371 and encodes 456 amino acids. Gene Ontology annotation, cellular component: membrane. Gene Ontology annotation, biological process: stabilization of membrane potential; potassium ion transmembrane transport. NCBI's taxonomy places the organism in Eukaryota, Metazoa, Chordata, Actinopteri, Istiophoriformes, Xiphiidae. The record is from RefSeq and is a predicted model, not a curated record. Gene Ontology annotation, molecular function: potassium ion leak channel activity; outward rectifier potassium channel activity. The transcript has 9 exons.
AUGACGGGGUCCACGUGGAAGACGGGAGCCGCCGUCGUGUCAGUGCGUUUGCGCAGGAGGCGUCUCCUCGUGCUCCUCUCUCCGGGUUUUCCGCCGCGCCACGUCCACACCGAGAUGGCAGCUCCAGACUUAUUGGACCCUAAAUCCGCUACUCACAACACCAAGCCCCGCCUCUCCUUCUCCACAAAGCCAAUCACACUGACUCCCCGGGAGGAGAGUGAGGUGGUUGCCACAGUGAUGAAAUGGAAGACGGUGACAGCCAUCUUUCUGUUGGUGGUUCUGUACCUGGUGAUGGGAGCAGCAGUCUUCAGAUCCCUGGAGCAGCCUCACGAGAGUGCCCAGCGCUUGGCCAUCCUGUCGCAGAAGCUGGAGUUCCUGUCCAGACACUCCUGUGUGAACCAGAGCCAGCUGGAGGAGCUGGUUAAGCAAGUUGUGUCUGCUAUCCGUUCAGGAGUAAACCCUGCAGGGACACUGACCAACCACAGCAGCCUGUGGGACCUGAACUCUGCCUUUUUCUUUGCUGGGACUGUCAUCACAACCAUUGGUUUUGGGAACAUCUCUCCCCACACAGAAGGUGGAAGAAUAUUCUGUAUCGUCUAUGCGUUGCUAGGGAUCCCUCUGUUCGGCUUUCUUUUGGCUGGUGUAGGAGAUCAGCUCGGCACCAUAUUCGGCAAGGGCAUUGCCAGAGUGGAGAAAAUGUUUGUGCACUGGGACAUCACCCAGACGAAGAUCCGGGUUAUCUCUACCCUGCUGUUUGUGUUGUUUGGCUGCCUGCUGUUUGUGGCACUCCCAGCAGCCAUCUUUAAAUACAUCGAAGGUUGGUCUGCGCUGGAGUCCCUUUACUUUGUGGUCAUCACCCUUACUACCAUUGGAUUUGGGGACUUUGUAGCAGGUGGGUCAGAAAUAGAGUACUUAGAUUACUAUAAACCAGUUGUAUGGUUCUGGAUUCUGGUGGGACUGGCCUACUUUGCUGCCAUCCUCAGCAUGAUAGGAGACUGGCUAAGAGUCAUCUCUAAGAGAACAAAAGAAGAGGUAGGAGAGAUCCGUGCUCACGCUGCCGAGUGGACGGCUAACGUCUCCGCAGAGUUCAAAGAAACUCGUCGACGUGUCAGUGUUGAGAUCUACGAUAAGUUCCAGCGUGCAGCAUCAAUUAAGCGCAAACUAUCCUCGGAGCUGGGAUUUAGCCCUGCCCCUGAACUCACUCUGCCCAAGAGGACCGUGUCCGUCAAUUUCAACGAUGAACGGGACAAGAACGAGAAGGAGGCCGGGCUGCAGGGCUUGACGACACCUCUGGCCAGAAACAGUGGUCUGUUCAUAAACGGUUUGGAUCCCGAGAGAGGAGAUAUCUCAAUCAUUGAACACCUCAAGUAG